Lacerta agilis (Sand lizard) is the source of this 2827-nucleotide messenger RNA. It is a transcript of the gene SYNJ2BP, whose product is annotated as synaptojanin 2 binding protein. The transcript is spliced from 4 exons. The record is from RefSeq and is a predicted model, not a curated record. NCBI's taxonomy places the organism in Eukaryota, Metazoa, Chordata, Lepidosauria, Squamata, Lacertidae. Gene Ontology annotation, molecular function: protein binding. The coding region runs from base 74 to 511 and encodes 145 amino acids.
CGCUUUGGUCCGGUUGUUUCACCUUCAAACGCGCGGAGAAGGGGCGGGAGGCAGCGCAGCUGAGGAGCAAAGCAUGAACGGGGGAGUGGAUUACCUCCUCUCCGAGGAAGUGAUCGAUCUCACCAGAGGACCUUCAGGUUUGGGGUUUAAUAUAGUCGGUGGAACAGACCAGCAGUACAUCUCCAAUGACACGGGCAUCUACGUUAGUCGGAUCAAAGAAGAUGGAGCCGCCGCCCUCGAUGGACGCCUGCAGGAGGGGGACAAAAUUUUAGCAGUUAAUGGCAAGGAGCUGAAGAACAUGCUGCACCAGCACGUCGUGGAUCUGUUCAGGACUGCGGGUGAUAAAGUAUCACUAAAGGUUCAACAUAGGCUGUUGCCCCAGAAUGGUCCCUCAAGCCACCGAGGGGACGGAGACCCGGGAGGCCUUCCUUUGGCGGUUAUCAUAGUGCCGGGGCUGGCCAUAGCAGCGGCUGCCGUGUGGGCCUUCGUGAGAUAUCGGCAACGGGUGUGACUUGACACUUCUUCUUCUGGAAGACCCACAGAUCUACAAAAUAAUUUAAAGAGAGCAAAUCAACAAUCUUAUUCUGGACUGGCAUGGGGGAGGGAAGGAGAGAAUCAUUGCCUGAUGUAAAGUUGCUGCUGCUUGUGAUGUUGCGUAUUGCAUGUAUAUGGAGGUACGGUGAUUGUUUCUGGACUUGGGAUGUCCCAUUUCACGGGUUCUGCUGAAGAUGGCAUAAUCGCCUUCUGGUUUUCCUUUUUCUUUUUUGUCCCCUGAAUGUUUUUGAAAUGUGGGCUGUGAUACACAAGAUCUAUACAGUGACCAGAGAGGGCUUUUGUCAUCCUUCUCCUGCCUCUUGACAAACAGCUUCUGUAACUUGGGCAAAACUUCUGGAGAAGUUGCGAGCCCAGCUGUGGUUUGGUGGUGCUGCAGGGAGUCAAAAUGCCUUGGAGCAUGCAGCAGAUUCUGCUUGCCUGUUCAAAGAGCCUCUCUGGAUUACGGAUGCAGCAUCUAAGUAGUUUUUUUUUUUUUUUGGUAAAUGAAUUUUUAUUUUUAGAAUUUGCCCUUUUUUCUUUCAAGUUUUCUCACAACCCAUACACAUGCCCCUUGUACUGGGAGAGGAAUGUAUAUAAUGGUUGUGGUGGGCAGACUUUUCUUUUAAAGAUAUGCCUUAGAGAAGGAUAUCGAGUUAGACUAAAGUUCCCACUUCAGGUGGAUUGCUGGUACAAAAUAAGCCAUGAGUGUUGGGAUUGGCCCUGAAAGGGCAGGAGGUGGCAUAGCUUAACAGGGCCAUGUGGGGAAGGGAAUGAAGUGCCAGCCACAGAGGCUUCUUAGGUUUUGUUCAUGGACUUGGAAAUACGUUCCAUUGAAAUUCGUGGGGUUGACUCCCAAGUAAGUACAUGCAUAGGAUUAGAGUACAAGGAGAAGGUUCAAAUGAGAUGUAACAGGAAGCCUAGUUACAAUGAGGGAUCGUGCUCAGCUUCUUGAGAAGCAUGAAUCCAUUGGGGUGAAAAAAGCAUGAAAUAUCAAGUAAGCCUUCGCCAAACUGGUGCACUCCAGAUGCCAGUAGGACUACAACUCCCAUCAUCCUUGACCAUGCUGUCUCAGGGUGAUGGGAGUUGGAGUCCAGCAACAUCUGGAGGGUAUCAAGUUGGGGAAGUGCAUUAACGCAAAGCAACACUUGGGGGGCCUAAUCAAAGAGUGCAGCUUUCUGUUUAUGGAAAUCUAUAUUGAGGUAGAAUAUUCAUUUUCCAUGUGAUACUUCUCUGCCAAAGUGGAUGCACCAUCAUGAGGAGCGUUGGUCUACCCAGAACUACUCUUUAUGGAGAAGAACUGGGUGAUGUGGCUUCUGGGAAGUGUAGCGAUAGCUACUAUUUACAUGGGAGAAUUAAUUUGGUGACACAUUUACUUUGGAGAAACAAAGCUAGCCUUGCCCAUUCUGGAUUGUACAUCUGCUCAGGAGAUGCCUGUGCUACCAAUUUCAUGCUUUCGGCCAAGUCAGCCUUGGGGCAGGGGAGGAGAAAAUUCAGCUAACUGUCACUGGGCUGUCAUGGUACAACUAGGUGUGUUGAGCUAAACUCACCUUGCUGCCUUGAACAGUUUGGGCAGGAAGAUCAAUGCUUGAGCUGAAGAUCAGCGACUGCAAACCCCAGAGGACAGUGUGUGUCAUACUGCAUCCAUAUUAACCCAGUUCUUCCAUCACGGUUCUUGACAGCCUUAGGAAGUAGGGAAAUAUUACGCAUGGCCCCAUUGCAUCCCCUUGCUUUUGCUUAAGCAGUGAUAACAUCAAGUGUUAUUGUCAACCGACAGCUAACCUUGCAAUGAUCUGGGGUAAAUUCAGUGUUCAUUUCAGAAGGACAAAAGCUGUAAUCCUAAGCACAGUUACUAGGAAGUCAAUCCAAUGGAACGCUGGAGGUUCCUUCUAAGAAAUCAUGUUUUGGGUUGAGAGAUCAAAUUAGUUCCCCCAGUCGUGGAGUAUUGAGUGUCUCUUUCAAGUAAUGAACAUUGUAUGUUCGUGCCACACAUCAUCUGACUGAAGAGCCUGAAUAGAUUCCUAUAAAUGCCCAGUACAGUUUUUGAGCCAUAAUCUGUGGGCCUUGCUGCGACGAACCAUUUUUAAAAAUAGAGAUAUAGAGAUGUUAGAUGAUGUUGAGAUGGGACGCAAAGGAAAGGCAGCAACAACUUCACUUUCAAGACAAUUAACCUUCCCACGUGGAUUGCAGCAUCCGUUUCACAUUUCUUUGAGCGAAUGUGUUUCCUGUACUUUCCAAAAGAACGUUGAUGUGAGAGAUCUGUAUGAUGCCAAAAAAGUAAAAAAAAUCACAUAUG